AUGGAGACCAAGAAUAUGCCUCUACUCCAAACCGUGCACGCCUGUUUGCACCUCAGACUGCCAGGAAACGAUGCAUUGGAGAGCGAGCAAGGAGUGCCUCUUCCACGCUCCCCUGUCGCUAACAAAAUCCAGUUUUUGUCUUUAUUUUCAGACUUUUUUGACAGUCUUUCAGACAGCCGCACCUUGAAGGCCACGUUGGAAUACCAAAUUCGAUCUAGCAAUACUCUUUUGCAAACGUUGCAGAGGAGCAGUAAUGUGUUUGACGAAACGGUUGAGCGGCGCAUUCGCCAUGAAUCUGACGCGAUGGAGUCGCGAUUUGCGCGUCUUGAAGGCAAGGUCGACGAUGCAAUUCGCCGCAUGGACGAAGCGAUUGCUAGCUUGGCAAACGAAUCAACCCAAAAUGCAGCUAACAACAAAACUGUAUCGCCGGAAAAAUAG
Malassezia vespertilionis is the source of this 438-nucleotide messenger RNA. RefSeq lists its product as uncharacterized. The transcript has 2 exons. The record is from RefSeq and is a predicted model, not a curated record. Lineage: Eukaryota; Fungi; Basidiomycota; Malasseziomycetes; Malasseziales; Malasseziaceae. Bases 1 to 438 code for a protein of 145 amino acids.